Messenger RNA from Postia placenta MAD-698-R-SB12, 363 nucleotides. RefSeq lists its product as hypothetical. The record is from RefSeq and is a predicted model, not a curated record. Lineage: Eukaryota; Fungi; Basidiomycota; Agaricomycetes; Polyporales; Adustoporiaceae. The coding region runs from base 1 to 363 and encodes 120 amino acids. The transcript has 3 exons.
AUGUCACUCCUGUUCCUUCCUGACCUGCCUCCCCAGGCACCCAUAUCCCCCAACCUGUCACCAGUACAGGUCAAGCAUGAGGAGAUCCUAAUCUCCCUUGAAGAACUGAGGCAAUCGCAGAGAAACCCAAAGCCUGAGUCCAGCUUGGGCCAGCUUGUCAUCAGCAAUCCCAUCCUCAACUCCAGUCCCUGUCAUAUGUCACCCCGCCACCAGACUUCCUCCGUCACCUCCACCACCAUUGCUGUCGUGAGGCCACUCGAGCACUCGCUCCUUUCAAAUCCUCUGUCCCCCUCAUUGCCGGUAAUGUCCUCACCAGUGUUCCUCCCUGAUAAGAACACCCUGAAACUCCUCCUCCCGCUCUAA